AUGUCAUUAACUAGAAUCCGUCCUAAUGGGAGUGUUGCUGUGCUUGGAGCGGGGAUUUCCGGCCUAUCAUUUGCAUAUUUUCUCAACAAGUUACGACCGGAUGUGAAAAUCACUCUAUACGAGCAAAAUACCAGGCCCGGUGGAUGGAUCAAUACAGACAAAGUGGCCGCCCUGGAGGUGGCCCGGGAGCCUGUGUUGUUCGAGAAGGGCCCCCGGACGCUCCGUGGGGUCAGCGAGGGAACGUUGCUCAUUGUAGACAUGUUGAAGCAGUUGGGAAAAGCCCCGGAAAUCGAGGUGAUGUCAAGAAAUUCGGUCGCUAACAACAAGUACAUUUUGGGUGGCGGUGGCGAUGAAUUGGUAAAAGUGGGCAGUUUCAGGUUCCAUCUUGGAGACUUGACCGCCGGGUUGAUUAGAGCGGUUGUAGGCGAGCCGUUCAGGCGUGGAGAGAAGUUGCCGGUCGACGAAAGUAUCGAGUCAUUUGUAAAACGUAGGUUUGGUAGUACUGCUCUCUCUGACAACGUCUUGAGUGCAGUUUUCCACGGGAUCUAUGCCGGGGACGUGGCUCGGUUGAGUGCCAGGUCGGUGAUCCCGGCCAUGGUUGAGAUGGAAAGGGCACAUGGGUCCAUUUUCAUGGCGAUGGUCAAGAAAUGUUUUGGGGCCAAGUCCCACCAGUCGGGCCACAAGCUUGGUGGUGGCUCGGGACUCUCCCAGCUGCUCCAAGAGUACGAGAAGAGGAUAUCUCAGCACAGUGACUUACAAGGAGUGGCCAGCCAAUUGCUGAAGUUCCCCGUGUUGAGACUUCAAGGCGGGUUACAAGAACUCCCCAAUGCGGUGGCAAACCACCUCGAACUGUGUGACAACGUCAACAUUGUCUACGGGGCACCGGUUGCAGCUAUUUCGAAGUCUCCACUGGGGGACCAGGUGUGUGUGAGAAUGCUGGACGGGGGUGAGUCCUCCUUUGACCAUUUCCGGUCCACCAUCAACACCAAGACCCUUGCCAACCUUUUGGCGGCGGACUCCAGUUCUCCACUCCGGAAACUCCCAUACGUGUCGGUGUUGCUUGUCAAUGUGUACUCCAAGUCUACGCCACUCAUCCCGCAGAAUUGCCAUGGGUUUGGGUUCCUUGUUCCCAAGAAGGCCGCCAACCCGGAGCGCUUACUCGGGGUCAUUUUUGACAGUGACAUAGCUCAGAACGUCGAGCCCUUCCACAAGGACAAGGAGACUAGCUCCUCCUCCACCACCGCCUCUGGCUCUGGCUCCUCCAACUCCAUCACCCUCAUGUUUGGCGGUCAUUUCUACAACCAACAGGACCCUCCAAUGUCGUCCUCCAUGCGCAUGAGGAUCGUUCGCGAGGUGUUACAACUGAAGUUGGACGUGGACUUGGCGGGCCUUCGGAUGGUCGACCUCGACACUCACCGCAAGACCAACUCCGGCCCAGACCGUGCAGUAGCAGACACGGACAUCCUCGUGUCGUUCAACUACCACCAGGAUUGCAUCCCGCAGUAUGAGGUUGGGUACUCCGCCUUGGCUGCCGAGGUGGAGGAGCAAUUACACUCUGAGUUCAAGGGCACCGUAUCUCUUGGAGGAAUGGCCUUUGGUAAUGGGAUCGGGGUCCCGGACUGUGUGCAAAACGGAUUAGAAGACGCCUUGAAGUUGGCUUAA
Messenger RNA from [Candida] anglica, 1662 nucleotides. The record is from the annotation of a GenBank genome assembly. NCBI's taxonomy places the organism in Eukaryota, Fungi, Ascomycota, Pichiomycetes, Serinales, Debaryomycetaceae.